ACGGAGUUACAGCUGUCAUUGCAUCGAAUCCAUUUGCUUGCGCCGCCAUGGGUCCUUGCAUCCUUGGCCCAUGCGGAUCUUUCCACACGUCUCUGGGCAGCGGUUCUUGGACUGCGCCUCUCCCGGCCUUGCACACGCGGCUUUGUGGUUUCAUCCACGUAGACGCAUCUCCAGCUGCGCCCAGCCGCAACAAUCAUGAGGAACCAGUUUGACAUUGUGUUGACUUGCCUUUUUGCAUUGAAGUGAAGUUGAGCCUCAUCUUUCUUUCUUUUAUGUCUAUAGCGAGUUGCUGCACAUUUCUCGCCAUCGCCUGUGCUGUCAAUACUCACCCAUUUGCUUGCCUCCCCAGUGUACUUACAACUCCACUGGUAAACAAACCAGGAAGCCGAAGAAAAGACGAAACAGGACCACAUCAUAUACACUCUGCAUCAACCAUGCUCUCCCUGCGCUCGCUCACAUACCUCCUCCCUUUCCUCAGCAUAGCAUCCGCCGCUUCGCUCAACCCCCGCGAGACAGCCUGCAACAACUCCCCCGACCUCUGCUCCAAAGCCUACAACGAAAUCGUACACCUCGGUGCUCAUGACUCACCCUUCGUUCGCGAUUCCUCAACAGACGACUCCACCUCAGGAAAUCAGUACUACAACACGACCGUACAACUCUCCGCCGGCGUAAGACUAGUCUCGGCUCAAGUUCACGAGUCCAACUCGGAAUGGCACCUGUGCCACUCCUCCUGCGACCUUCUCGACGCAGGUUUACUCUCAGACUGGCUCAAAGAGAUCAAGACGUGGCUCGACGACAAUCCCAACGAAGUAGUGACAGUCCUGCUUGUUAACUCGGACGACGCUACCGUCUCAGAACUCGCCGCGCAAUUCACGACGGCCAGCAUCGUCGACGACUGCUAUGUUCCUGACUCCACGACUACACCGCCCACGACCUGGCCUACCCUUCAGGAGAUCAUUGACGAUGGCAAACGACUAAUGACCUUCGUAGCCUCGCUCGACACUAGCACAAUCACCACGAACACGUCUUACCUUAUGGACGAAUUCACAUUCAUUUUCGAAAACCCCUACGACAACACCAACACAUCGAGCUUCACAUGUGCGCCGAAUCGACCAACCGCAGUGGAAAACGACGUUAGCGCCGCAAUCGACUCCAACCGGAUGGCUCUGAUGAACCACUUUUUGUAUACUGUUGGCGCAUUUGACAUCGAAACACCUGACGUAACAGACAUCAACACCACAAACUCUGACAGUACCACAACGACGGGAGCCCUGGGGCAAGCUUUGGCUAGCUGUAAGAGCGACUACGGCGAAGUGCCCACCUUCACACUGGUGGAUUUCUUCGACCAAGGUCCCGCAAUCGAUGCCGUCGAUAAUAUGAACGGGGUUACUUCGCCAACGGGCAGGACGGCGGUGCCGGCAAGAGAUACGGAUGAGACCGAGAGCGCUAGUACAUGGAGCAAGACGAGUUUUGAGGGGGUCGAGGAACUCGCGGAAGAUGUGAAGGAUGGCCAAACGCCAAAGUUGGGCGCGUGGAUUUGGGCGGCUGGGUCGUGGACGUUUGGUGGGAUCAAUUUGAGUGGUGGUAAUGUCUUGUCGUGAGAUGCUGACCGUACAGAACGUACUGCGCCCGGAUCUUUGAGAAUUGGAUUGUAUAUUGCGCUGAAGGUGGCGUAUAUAUCGGGAAGACUUUUGCAUUGUAAGAACUUGGAAAAUACUGGCCAAAGAGAUUGGAAUUGGAGGACGUGCAUUGGAUUGUGCAGCACAGCAUGGCAUAGCGACGGCGUUUUCAUUUGGAAAAGGCAUACAGGUCUCAUCGACUUAUGCUUACGAGGACAUGAUUCACAUAUAGGUGUAUAGAAUUGGACUCUUUGGGCCUUGCU
Messenger RNA from Exophiala viscosa, 1882 nucleotides. Its product is annotated as PLC-like phosphodiesterase. Lineage: Eukaryota; Fungi; Ascomycota; Eurotiomycetes; Chaetothyriales; Herpotrichiellaceae. The record is from RefSeq and is a predicted model, not a curated record. Bases 273 to 1601 code for a protein of 442 amino acids. Gene Ontology annotation, molecular function: phosphoric diester hydrolase activity. Gene Ontology annotation, biological process: lipid metabolic process. The transcript has a single exon.